This is a messenger RNA of Thermothielavioides terrestris NRRL 8126, 1302 nucleotides long. RefSeq lists its product as uncharacterized. The coding region runs from base 484 to 1185 and encodes 233 amino acids. The record is from RefSeq and is a predicted model, not a curated record. Lineage: Eukaryota; Fungi; Ascomycota; Sordariomycetes; Sordariales; Chaetomiaceae. The transcript has a single exon.
GCGAGUUGUUUUGCACACACUGCCACUUCAACAAGCCAGCCCCGUCACGCGCACGUCACAUAUUUUUUGUGAGGCGGUCUCACGGGGCGCUGGCCACGCAAGUGGCCACGCUCAGCCCAUGUGAACCAUGCCACGUCUUAUGAGUUAUUUGAACAAAGGGGCAACGCCCUUAUAUACUCUCCCGUCGCCCAUGGUGAUGCCCGUCUUGCAUUGCGGACAAACUUGGCCUGGCACCUGAGCUGAGAACUUUGAAAAAACAUGCUCGCACCGCACCGACAUUCGAACCGCGCCAUGUCCCAACCUCAACCAGGAACGACCCCUCCAGAGACCGCAGUAAGAGCAGCUAUAGCAGCGGGCCUUUGCAACAGUCUCGUUCUGUUCCACGGCUUGCACAACCUCGCGCCAUACAUCUCUUCUCAGGCCGGUCUUACACCAUCGCAACCACCGGUUGUCCGGCAAAGUAUGCAAAACCUGUCUCCAACAAUGGGAAGCUGCUCCUCCAAGCGCGGCUUCUCGAGCCGCCGCCACUCCGGCUCUCACAGCGACUUUUCCGCCACCGAGCCUCUCAUCCCGCACCCCUACUAUGCACCAUCCUCGCCCACCGACUCCCGGCUCCCUCCGCGGGACAGCAGCAGCAAUAACAACAAGCACCGCCGCCAAUCCAAACACGACGAAAAGCAUCACCCCCAGCAGCAGCAGCCACCCCGCGCCGAAUUCCACCUGCAGGUGACCUGCCGCACCUGCCGCGUGCGCAACGAGGUCUGCCGCAUCGCGCUCGACUUCAACCAGCAGUCGACGCUCGCCUACCGCGACUACCACUACGGCCCCACCCUCUCACAGCAGCAACAACAACAACAACCACGCGACGAUGAUGAGGAUGACGUCAUCGACGUCGACGCAGAGCCGCAGCCGUGGACGCUCGAGGUGGACUUCCACGACUUCGUCAAGAGCCUCGGCGGCGAGGCGGAGCGCGCCCAGAGCGUGCUGCGGCGCUACCUGGGCGAUCGGACCUAUGGUGGCGAUGCCGGGUCGGUGGAAGAGGAGGAGAAGAAGAAGAGCAGCCGCCGGUGGAGUAUGAGGAGGGAGAAGGGGACGGGCGCUGGCAGUACGUCGGCGAUGUUCCGGGUGGAUGAUCUGUUGGCGGAUUUGAGGAGGCAGGGGGUUGAGUUUUGGAGUAGUCUUUGAUUUUUUUCUUCUUUCUCCUUUUUUUUUUCUCCCCUUCUUUUGGCUGAUGCCUUUUUUUUUCGCUGCCUUUGCAGCUUCAUAAUCAUGACGCACUGGGAUGGAGGGAAGGCAGGGAGG